Molecule: messenger RNA, 4397 nt
Organism: Fomitiporia mediterranea MF3/22
Lineage: Eukaryota; Fungi; Basidiomycota; Agaricomycetes; Hymenochaetales; Hymenochaetaceae
Product: P-loop containing nucleoside triphosphate hydrolase protein
Exons: 25
Coding region: 70-4362 (1430 amino acids)
Cellular component (GO): intracellular anatomical structure
Molecular function (GO): ATP binding; protein binding; RNA binding
Source: RefSeq, a predicted model, not a curated record
GGACUACCACCGACAGACAGAACAAAGACUACAAAGGACAUUUUACUAUUCUAAUCUUUUCUGACAAAAAUGGCGCCUAAAAAGAAGAAAACGCAAAUAAAAAAGGUCGAGCGCGGUUAUGCUACGACAUCUAUUCCGAAGAAGGCACCCACUGCUGCUCCGCCAGCGGAAGAAUCGGCCGAAGCUCCAGAUACUCGUGAGGAGAAUGUUGAAAAAUCUGACGCAAUACCCUCGGUGUCCGCACAAGACGAGAAUGUGGCGGUCUUGCAACGCUUGGUUGACAAAUUCCAGGAAAAGACUGAGAAAGAGAUUACACGUACCCUGAAGUCGAUAGAUUAUGACAAGCGGAUGGCUAAGACCUUUCCGCUACUGGACGUCGACCAGACCGUUGUGGACGAGGUCAUCGAAUUAAUCGCUGCAGGGUAUUCUCAAGACAAACUAAAGCUUCCCGACAUGCCUCGCGACAAACUUACUAGUCAGAUAGGCAUUACAUACGGAGUCCUGCGACGUCUCGGCUUUUCCGAGGAAUUAGUAUUGAAGUGUCUGAGAGAAUCGUCAGGCGUUGAACUUGAGCAGGCUCUUGACUGGAUUUACGCACAUUGUUCCACUGAUGAGCUAGAUCUUCAAAGGCGCUUGGACGGUCCCUCUGAGGAUACGCUUCUCACGCCUCAGACUCCAGAUACGUCAACUUCGCCUGGUACACCACAAGAACAAACUAGGGUGGCACCUCUACCAUCUCCUUCUUUAAACAGUGGAAGCAAUGUCACAGCAUCGUUCAAUGCUCUCAAGCCUGGUGAACGCGUCGACGACUUCGGGUCAGAUGAGGGGUCGGACAUUGACGAUCCUAAUAUAGAGUAUGCUCGGUUGAAAUUGCGCAUCACCGACCUGACGGGUAGCCGAAGACGCAGCGAAGAAACUACGAGCAACGAGUUUCUUAGGAAACUUCAGGCCCGCCUCGAGAGCGUCAAAAAAGAUUACUUCUUCAGUGAAAAGGAAGCGGAAGCGAUGUUUCGGGAAAAACGGCGCGAGGCAGAUGAAGCAAAACUGCUUGCACGUCUUCGUGGAGAGACCGUCCCUAGUCCUGCCCCACCCAGACCUGCGAAGGAGGAUGUUGAAACGGAAGCGACUCCUAAAGAAGUUGGUCUGACUGACGACAUAUUCGAAAAUUCAGGGGACGAGGAUUCACCUGGUGGAAUGUUUGAGCUCCUAGAACCGAUGCCGACCACGGAAACCACCGCUGCGGGUACUACGGUCGUUGUAAGGGAUAUGGCAUUGCCUAAAUACUGGGCGGGUCGAACACCAAAGUCGUUGCUCCUGGAUUUCAUCACAAAGUCGGAUCGUCACACAGUUGUUACAUACACUGAUUUGUCGGGGAGCAGCAGAGCGAAGAGGUCGUCAGUACAUGUACAACGGACUGGCGGUCGGACCAGCCAAUGGGCGAUGGAAGAUGUGGCAUGUUAUGACCUUGUACAAGCGGAGCAUUACAUUGCUACUGUCGCUCUGCACUCCCUCACGUACCCAGGUAGCGAUGGUUUCCGAAUCUCUGUUGGGGAUCCGAAAGGCACGCAGACGUCAUAUAGGCAUCUACCACCCACAUUUAGAGAGUUAUGGAAUGAGCUUGAGGUGAAGUGUAAAGAAAACGAGGAUCGAUCGAACAGAAAUGUAUGGGAAUCUCUGACUGCGAUUUUGGAUCAGAGAUGGUUCGCACCUAAAAAAGGAGAGGACAAGGCUGUGAAAGCUCCUCUACCGAAAGAGAAUUCAUACUCAAAGGAGCGUACUGCACUCCGCCUUUCCGAAGAACAGCUAAAGGCAGAGUUCCGCGCGCGCCAAUCAAGUCGACCUUACCAAGAGAUGUUGAAACAACGUAACGCACUUCCAAUCGCAUCUUAUAGAAAAACGGUUAUAGAAAUGCUGGAAAUGUCUCCCGUCAUUGUCCUGAGUGGUGAAACAGGGUGUGGAAAAUCUACCCAGCUGCCAAGUUUCAUCCUCGAGGACCACUUAUCCAAUGGCCGACACUGCAAAAUCGUCGUGACGGAACCCCGCCGGAUUUCCGCUAUCUCUUUGGCGCAACGGGUGUCCAGAGAGCUAGGUGAUUCCCCCGGAGCCGUGGGGACAAGCACCUCUCUUGUCGGCUACACUAUUAGACUUGAAAGCCAGACUUCAAAGAACACGCGACUAAAUUUCGUUACAAAUGGAAUUGCUCUAAGAAUGCUCGAAGGAGGGAGCAGCAGUGAUGGUAAAGGCACGGCAUUCGAUGAUGUUACGCAUAUCGUCGUUGAUGAGGUGCACGAGCGAAGCAUUGACUCAGACUUCCUGUUAAUUGUCCUUAAGUCUCUUCUUCAAGAGCGACGAGACUUGAAAGUCAUUCUCAUGUCCGCGACGCUGGAUGCUGAAAAGAUUUCUAAUUAUUUUGGUGGAUGUCCAACGAUCCAAGUGCCUGGACGUACAUUCCCAGUUGAUAUUCGGUUCUUGGAGGAUGCUCUGGAAUAUACGCAGUGGUCAAUUUCGGACACGUCUCUAUAUGCGAAGAGAUUUAAUGACAGGUUUAAUCGUAACAAGACUGAAUGGUCAGAAGAUAUUGCGGACAACGCCGAAGACGCAGACGACCAGGAUGCCAUUCCGGGAACAGUGACAUUAAAAGGGCCCGGUUAUUCAAAAAGCACUGUUUCAACAAUGAAUCUUCUAGACGAGAGGCAGAUUCCUUAUGAUUUGAUCGUUUGCAUAUUGGAAAGAGUAUGCAGUGACCCCAUCCUCUUGGACAUGUCUCCGGCAUUCCUAGUUUUUAUGCCCGGGCUUGGGGAAAUUCGUCGUCUCAAUGACAUACUCUCAGAGCAUCCACUUUUUGGCUCAGACAAAUUCCAGGUUUUCCCACUGCAUUCUACAAUUUCAAGUGAGGAUCAAAGCUUGGUAUUCGAUAUUCCUCCACCGGGCAUCCGGAAAAUUGUAAUCGCGACUAACAUUGCAGAGACUGGGGUAACCAUUCCGGAUAUUACUUGUGUAAUAGAUUCGGGAAAACACCGUGAAAUGAGAUUCGAUGAGAAACGCCAGAUUAGCCGGCUUAUUGAAACGUUCAUUGCUCGAAGCAAUGCAGCACAACGGCGCGGCCGUGCAGGUCGAGUACGGUCUGGAUUAUGUUUCCAUUUGUUCUCAAAGGCAAGGCAUGAGUCGAUGGCAGAACAUCCGUUACCUGAGAUGCUGCGGCUUAGUCUAUCUGAUCUGGCUCUUCGGAUCAAAAUCCUAAAGGUCAAUCUCGGGUCCUCGAUCGAAGACGUCCUUUCCAAUUGUCUGGACCCUCCUUCGUCAAUCAACAUUCAGCGUGCCAAGAAUGCCCUGAUAGAGGUUGGAGCGCUUACAACAACAGAGGAUAUAACGUCCAUGGGCCGCCUUCUGAGCAAGCUGCCUACAGACGUACACCUCGGAAAAUUCAUGCUAAUUGCCGCAUCAUUCCGCUGCCUUGAUCCUGCACUCACGAUUGCGGCUACUUUGAACUCAAAAUCCCCCUUCGUCACACCAUUUGGUCUCGAACAAGAAGCAGAUAGAGCUAAGAAGAAGUUCAUGACAGGGGACUCAGAUUUCUUGACUCUGCACAAUGCUUUUGCAAGCUGGCGGAAAGCAUCAGCUAAUCCGGGUUUUAUUCGCAAGUUCUGUCGACAGAACUUCCUUAGUCAACAAAACCUGCAGCAAAUUGAAGAAUUGCGUCAGCAAUUCAUGGGAUACCUUGUAGACGCUUCGUUCAUCAAGGUUGGCAAGGAAUUCGUCCGUGAAUUAAGCCGUUCACGGAAUACGAGGGGUAACCGAACUCACUUUGUACCUGUUCCUAUCGAGUAUGAUCGAAACAGUGACGAAAACAUGGCUCUCUUAAAUGCCGCUCUUGCUGCUGGGCUGUAUCCAAAACUGUUGACUCUCUACAACUCAGGAGGCCGCCAGCAGCUGCAUACUUUGAGCAACAAUCAACCAGUUGCGUUCCAUCCCUCUUCGGUCAAUUUUAGGACACGUCCUCAAGACUUCGGAGUAAACUACUUGAGCUAUUUCACAAUAAUGCAAUCAAAGAGAAUGUAUGUUUGGGAAACCGGACCAGUAGACGACCUAGCAAUUGUGCUUCUCUGUGGUGACUGCGAAUUCAAGCUCAUCGCCGAUAGCGUAAUCAUAGACCGUAAAAUUCGAUAUCGCCUAACGCCGAAAGGAAGUGUUGCUUUGAAGUGCCUUCGUGCAAACCUCGCAAACAACUUGGUGACUCAGUUUCGGGGAAAGGAGUUGACAGAACGCCAGAUGAAGUGGAACGAGUUGGCGAUCCGUCUAUUAGCGAAGACGGAGAGUAACUCAGCACGGAAAGACGCAAACAACAGUAUCACAAUCCAAUGAGCGAGUAGACAACGACGAUCAAUAUUUAUCAUUGC